Molecule: messenger RNA, 689 nt
Organism: Aspergillus candidus
Lineage: Eukaryota; Fungi; Ascomycota; Eurotiomycetes; Eurotiales; Aspergillaceae
Exons: 1
Coding region: 253-564 (103 amino acids)
Source: RefSeq, a predicted model, not a curated record
AUAAUCAAGAAAAGAAAUUAAAUCGAACAAUUAACCUGUUUUCUUCUCGCAAGGAUUAAUGAAUGAGCUGUCGCCAAGGAGAGCAGAGUGGUUGCAGCAACAGAUCGAUCCACUUUUCCUUUCCCCCCUCUCUCCUUCGUCGUGAUUAGUGGGAAGGCCGGAUAACACCACGAGGGGAGGAUAAUGAUGAUCAGGAGACAGGAUGGGACAAGAUGGGGGCGAUGCGAGAGAUAUCUGGGGCCCAUCUAAGGAAUGCUAAUGUCAAUCAUUAAGCUGAUACUCCGCAGGAGGUUUCCGCAUCGGCAUGGGGGGUUUCAGGAUCAGGAUUUCCACAGGGAAGAUUGGCGCGUGUUUCUCCCCCCCAAGGCUGAAGGUGUCAGUCAACUGGAGGGUCAGGGAGAGGACGAUCUGCCAUGGAGAUCCUCUCUAGGACCAGAGGAUGGAGGGAGGAGGGAUAGGAGAGGUAGGCAGAAGGACGAUCAAACUCCGAUCUGUGGUCUGUGGGAUUUAUAUGACAGUAUACAGAGGUCCUGUCCACCGUUGAGGGUCGACAACAGAGUGUGAAAUCAAUAAGCUCCUAUUGUUGAUGGUGACAACCAUGGUACGAGUUGACUACCACUCUAGUCAUUGUAAUGAAGACUCUGGGUAUGAUUACAUGGAAGGCGGAUGGAAUCCCAUGCGGCAUCGGC